Clonostachys rhizophaga is the source of this 414-nucleotide messenger RNA. The record is from the annotation of a GenBank genome assembly. Lineage: Eukaryota; Fungi; Ascomycota; Sordariomycetes; Hypocreales; Bionectriaceae.
AUGAAUAUUCCUGAUACUGCACGGAAUUAUCUGACGCCACAGCUGAUAUUCAGCCGCGCCCCCAAGCAGUCGGCCCAGGACAUCGCCAUUCUCGUCGAGAGAGCCCUGCUGGAUCAGACUGUCGACUGGCCUUCCAGCAGCGUUUCGCUUGGCAACAUCAGCUUCCAAAUCCAGGUCGACAACCUCGGCAGCAACCGCUUCAAGAUCACUUGGUGGAACUCGGAUGCCGCCAACUCACGGCGCAAGAUCAAGCUCACCUUUAACGCGGGCGAUGGCACCCGCCUCUACGGCGUUGUAACCUCGCCCCAGACAAGGGGCAACGCCGAAGUCACCAAGCGCGGCACCCAGUUCCGUGCUAUAUUUGACCAAGAGUUUACAAUAGCCUCGGUGGGUGAUUGCUUUGGGGAGAAGUGA